CUCACAAGAAGAAGUGAGAGGAUAGCAUCAUCCAUCUUCUGGGAAUACAACACAUCGGAGCCCGAGGAGCAGCAGUUAUCUGGCCUCACCUUACAUUAACGAGAACAAACAUCGGCCAUCAUGGGAGCCGUUCUGGGACUGUGCUCCAUGGCGAGCUGGAUCCCGUGCCUGUGCGGCAGCGCCCCCUGCCUGCUGUGUCGAUGCUGUCCCAGUGGAAAUAAUUCGACAGUGACUCGUCUCAUCUAUGCCUUCUUCCUGCUGCUGGGAGUGGGUAUUGCCUGUAUUAUGUUGAUGCCUGGCAUGGAGGGGCAGCUUAAGAAGAUUCCAGGUUUCUGUGAAGGAGGGAUGGGCUCGUCUAUUCCCGGUGUGGAGGGUCAUGUGAACUGCGAUGUGCUGGUUGGCUACAAGGCUGUGUACCGCGUUUGCUUCGGCAUGGCCAUGUUCUUCCUGCUCUUCUCUCUGCUCAUGGUCAAAGUUAAGAGCAGCCAGGACCCCCGAGCAGCACUGCACAAUGGGUUUUGGUUCUUCAAGUUUGCUGCAGCAGCUGCCCUGACUAUCGGAUCAUUUUUCAUCGCAGAAGGCCCCUUCACCACUGUGUGGUUCUAUGCCGGCAUGGCUGGAGCCUUCUGCUUCAUUCUCAUCCAGCUGGUUUUACUCAUUGACUUCGCCCACUCCUGGAAUGAAUCCUGGGUGGAGAAGAUGGAGGAAGGCAAUUCUCGCUGCUGGUAUGCAGCCCUGCUGUCGGUCACAGCACUGAACUACUUGUUGUCUCUGGUGUCUCUGGUCCUGUUCUACGUCUACUACACCCACUCUGAUGGUUGCACUGAGAACAAGGUCUUCAUCAGCAUCAACAUGCUCCUCUGUGUCGGCGCCUCUGUGUUGUCCAUCCUGCCUCAGAUCCAGGAGUCCCAGCCCAGAUCCGGCCUGCUGCAGUCCUCCCUGGUCACCCUUUACACCAUGUAUCUCACCUGGUCUGCCAUGACCAAUGAACCUGACAGGAAAUGUAAUCCAAGCCUUCUGGGUAUUAUUGGGCUGAACAGCACCACACCUGCAGGUCAGGAGCGUGUGGUUCAGUGGUGGGAUGCCCAGGGGAUUGUGGGACUGAUCCUCUUCCUCAUGUGUGUCCUCUACUCCAGCAUUCGUAAUUCUUCCAAUGCCCAGGUGAACAAGUUGACCCUGACCAGCGACGAGUCGGCUCUGAUCGAGGACGGGCCUCAGACUGACAGCUUCGAGGAGGACAACGGUCCCAACAGAGCCGUGGACAAUGAGAAGGAGGCCGUCACCUACUCCUACUCUUUCUUCCACUUCAUGCUGUUCUUGGCGUCGCUCUACAUCAUGAUGACACUUACCAACUGGUACAGCCCUGACUCCAACUACGAGGCCAUGACCAGCAAGUGGCCGUCGGUGUGGGUGAAGAUCUCUUCCAGCUGGAUCUGCAUCGCCCUGUACGUGUGGACGCUGGUGGCUCCGCUGGUCCUGGUCAACAGAGACUUUGACUGAAACACACAUUGUCCCUCAGCUCACACACUCAUUAAUGCUCUGCUUCACCCGUGUUAUGUUUCAUCAGUCAGUAAAACAUUAGAUGGCUAACCCUGCAUCAUUUAGUGCUGAAGAGGCUAGGGCUGCGAUCAGAUUGGCUGGAAUGCUUCAGGGCUGUUGGUUUGGUGAUGAUUGUCUAUAGUCUGAUGGAGCUCCCUCGCUGCGGGGCUGAUGAAUAGAGAGCUAACAAGGAUGUUAAAAAGCGACUUGUCCCCGUUCUGAUGGCAGCCCGGUCUCUUCUGGUGUAAUAUCAUUGUGAAUCCUCAGCAGCCUGUUGUCGUGGUUCCCCAUGCCAGUGACAUUGUAAAUAUCCUGUGUUUUACUCGUGGAUGGUUUUGUUUUCUUUCUAUAAAGACAGAGCUGCAUGCUGUUCCUUUCAAACUUGAUGUGACAUUAACAGUAGCUGUAUCUUAAGACUUACUGAGGAUGAUGAUAAUGGCUUAGAUGGGUGCCCCCCCACCCCCCCCUCCGUCGGCAGCGGCAGAUUAAAUCUGACUGUAGUAUUACAUAUGAACAUGCUGUUAUUUGUAAAAUAAGGGAGAAAAUGCUUUGAUCUGAACUGUGUAUGGCAGGACUCCAGCUGUGGCACUGACAGGUGAGCACAGCAGAGCGACUCAGUGUUAUUCACUAACUUGUACCAUCACCAGGCGUGAGCAGUGCUGUGCAGCGCCGUGCGGGUGGUGUUCUCUUCAUCUGUUAUCCUGUGUUUACUCUGGAGCUUGCACACUCCUGGGCACAUACACACAAACAAAGGCAUUCCUGUUUUUGUUGCUUCUGAUUUUGCGUUGAAUUAUAACUUCAAAUGUUCAAUUGAAAUUGAUUGUUUGAAAACUUGUGGAUAAAUUAUUUGGUAUUGUUUUAGCAUUAGCAUGUAGUUUCUCACAGACUUGGCAGAGAUAUUGUGGCUAGACUUUUGCUCUCACCUGUGUCUCACCUGUGCUUUCCUUCUCGUAUGAUUUUCUUCUUGACAUGUAAAAGUAUAUUGUAAAUCGUUUAAUAAAACUGACCCAAAAAAAAAAGG
Messenger RNA from Acanthopagrus latus (yellowfin seabream), 2560 nucleotides. It is a transcript of the gene serinc1, whose product is annotated as serine incorporator 1. The transcript is spliced from 10 exons. Bases 121 to 1500 code for a protein of 459 amino acids. The record is from RefSeq and is a predicted model, not a curated record. Gene Ontology annotation, cellular component: membrane. Lineage: Eukaryota; Metazoa; Chordata; Actinopteri; Spariformes; Sparidae.